UACGAUUUUGCAUUCCUUGUGUGGACAAAAGAAAGACACACUGACUGAACCAAAGAUCAUUUACAUACGGCAUAGGCUACCCAACUUGAUCCACUGAAAAAUGUCUAAACUACAGUUGUUGCGUUUAUUUUUAAAUGAGCGUUUAACGGAGUCUGCUGCUGUGGAGAUUUUCGAAGCAGUUGAGAAAGCGGUAGCGGAGUACCAGGAGGAGAAUGAUCGGUUACGGAGACUGCUGCGGUUCACACCAGAGAUACAACUAUGUAGAAUAGACUCCCUGCAGUUCUCUCUUGCUGUCUCUGAAGAGAAGGUUCCCCCUGAGCAGCAGCACUGUGAGCAGGAGUGGAGCUCCGGUCUGGGGCAGGAGGACCCAGAGCCCACACAGAUCAAAGAGGAACAGGAGGAACUUCGGAUCAGUCAAGACGAAGAGCGGUUUCAAGGGUUGGAGGCUGACAUCACAGAGUUCAAAUUCCCUCCGACCUGUGUGAAAAAUGAAUGUGAUCAGGAGGACCCACUUCAGUCCAUGACUGAACAGACUAUGGAGAACAGAGAGAUUGACUCCAAACCAGUUGAUCUCAAACCUUUUGGGACUGUGACCCACCUAAAGGGUCUCGACAUUCCCUUUGACCCUCCAGAUAGUCAAAACACAUCCUCCAGUCACAGCUCUGCUACAAGCAGCGACCAAGUAGGACUUAACAGCAGCCCACCAUUGGAUCUAAUUGUGCACAAACUGGCUCACACGGGGGAGAAACUAUUUAGCUGUGGUGACUGUGGGAAAAGCUUCAGUCAAAAGGAACACCUAGGGAACCAUGUACGCAUUCACACAGGAGAGAAACCGUUUAGCUGUGGUGACUGCGGGAAAAGCUUCACUGUCAAGGGGAACCUAACUGUGCACAAACUGGCUCACACUGGAAAGAAACCAUUUAGUUGUGGUGACUGCGGGAAAAGCUUCUAUCAGAGCCAGGAACUAACUGCGCAUAUACGGACUCACACUGGGGAGAAACCGUUUAGCUGUGGUGACUGUGGGAAAAGGUUUUAUCACAAGAUUACUCUAAACCGACACAUUCAGACUCACACAGGAGAGAAACCGUUUAUCUGUGGUGACUGUGGGAAAAGGUUUUAUCACAAGAUUACUCUAAACCGACACAUUCAGACUCACACAGGAGAGAAACCAUUUAUAUGUGGCGACUGUGGGAAAAGCUUCAGUCAGAAGGAACACCUAGGGAACCAUACACUGACUCACACAGGAGAGAAACCGUUUAGCUGUGGAGACUGUGGGAAAAGCUUCAGGCAGAAGGGGACCUUAAAUACGCAUAAACUGACUCACACGGGAGUGAAAUCAUUUAGCUGUGGAGACUGUGGGAAGAGCUUCAUUCUGAAGGGGUCCCUAAAGAUGCAUAUACAGACUCACACAGGUGUGAAACCAUUUAUAUGUGGAGACUGCGGGAAAGGCUUCUAUCUGAAGGGAGACCUAGGUAAGCAUAUACUGACUCACACAGGUGAGAAACCAUUUAGCUGUGGAGACUGCGGGAAAAGCUUCAGGCAGAAGUCGGCCCUAAAGACGCACACACUGACUCACACUGGAGAGAAGCCAUUUCACUGUGGAGACUGUGGGAAAAGAUUCAGUCAGAAUGGGGCCCUAAAGAAGCAUUUAUUGACUCACACAGGAGUGAAAUCAUUGUAGCUGUGGUGACUGUGGAAAAAGCUAUCAGAAAAGACGCCUAACUGAACAUAUUCAGACUCACCUAGGAGUUAAACAACAUGACUGCUCAGUCUGUGAUAGAACAUUCAUCUGCUGAAGCAUGUUAAUAAUGUCCUCAAAGAAAGAAACCGGGAGGACAAAAAUACAGUGGGGCAAAAGAGUAUUUAGUCAGCCACCAAUUGUGCAAGUUCUUCCACUUGAAAAUUACAGGCUUCUCUCAUAUUUUUAUCAUAGGUACACUUCAACUAUGACAGACAAAAUUAGAAAAAAAAUCCAGAAAAUCACAUUGUAGGAUUUUUAAUGAAUUUAUUUGCAAAUUAUGGUGGAAAAUAACAAAAGUUUAUCUCAAUACUUUAUGUACCCAUUGUUGGCAAUGACAGAGGUCAAACGUUUUCUGUAAGUCUUCACAAGGUUUUCACACACUGUUGCUGGUAUUUUGACUCAUUCCUCCAUGCAGAUCUCCUCUAGAGGUCUGCAUGGAGGAAUGGGUCAAAAUAGGGUAAAAAAAUGGCAGAGGACAUAGCUCCUUGGGAGAGUCUCCAUUGGAAAAAGUCUGUCCUCGACUCCUGUCCUCCUCCCCGUGAACUGGAUACUGAUAAGUGGUCGAAAAGAGUGGUCAUUUGUUAGUAGCCGGACGGAGAAGUGUCAUCCAAAACCCAUUAGAUGAGAAAGUCAGAGGUUCCGCUCCAAUUACCUUCUCCUCCAAUGGGUUUUGAGAAGGAGACAAGGAGUUAGCCAUUUGAGAUCUUCCCAUAAGUACCCUUUCAGCAGCUCGCGCGGCAUUCUUUCAGAAUAUGCCACACCCCCUUUGAAUUGGCUGUUUUCUCAAAGGAGAAAAACAUGCACCCGUUUUAAAACGAUACACGACUUAUCCUUUUAUCCAUAAAAUGUCUUGCACAUCCAGCUAAAUUUUGUUUUGAUCACUUUACACAUUUAAUUUGGGAUUCUACCCCUGUAGCGCGAGUGGAGAAGGGGAGUCUUAUUUCAUAUGAGCGCAUUUCUGUGAAUCCCAAACCAGCCCCUUGCUGCUACCUACUCGUACGUAGGGCCCUCCGUUGUCACGUGUUGCUGACGAAACUCCAGAGGAUGACUUCCAUCGAGUGGCAAGGGGAUCAGUAAACCCAUCGACUUCGGGACACACUAGUGACUUGAAUGAUGCGAUUCAUGUUCCAUAUUUUAAUAAUAAAAUGCACAUGAAAUUCAAAUGAACAAUUGACUAGAAAUACUUUAACUGUUAAACGUAUCAUUUGGGAGGUAUUUCAUAUGUUUUGAGUCAAGCAAUGAAAUCCAACACAAAC
This is a messenger RNA of Oncorhynchus masou masou (cherry salmon), 2997 nucleotides long. Its product is annotated as gastrula zinc finger protein XlCGF57.1-like. The transcript is spliced from 2 exons. The coding region runs from base 101 to 1681 and encodes 526 amino acids. The record is from RefSeq and is a predicted model, not a curated record. NCBI's taxonomy places the organism in Eukaryota, Metazoa, Chordata, Actinopteri, Salmoniformes, Salmonidae.